This is a messenger RNA of Magnolia sinica, 1089 nucleotides long. Its product is annotated as phenolic glucoside malonyltransferase 1-like. The record is from RefSeq and is a predicted model, not a curated record. The coding region runs from base 1 to 1089 and encodes 362 amino acids. The transcript has 3 exons. Lineage: Eukaryota; Viridiplantae; Streptophyta; Magnoliopsida; Magnoliales; Magnoliaceae.
AUGGGAUGCUGCAAGAGCGAGGAUGGGCGAUUCUACAGUUUUUCUUCACCAAGCAUCACGGGCAUUUCGUAUCCAUUUCCUGUCCAUUCGGCAUCCGCGAUGUCACCUGAAACCGGCGAUCACGAGAUCCGCUACGUCGACGGCGACUCGGUCCCACUAACCAUCGCCGAGUCCGAUGCCGACUUCCACCGACUCGUACAAAACCAUCCAAGAGAUAUUGCGGAAUUCUAUCCUCUUUUAUCUGAGUUGCAGCCAUCUUCUCUAGUGGCCUUGCAAGUCACCAUCUUCCCAAACACUGGCAUCUCCAUCGGAAUCUCCCUGCAUCAUGUAGCAGCUGAUGGCCGUAGCUUGACCCAUUUCAUAAAAUCUUGGUCGUCCAUUUGCAGAACCGGAGAUGAAUCUCUGAUCACGUCCCACCCAUCCUACGACAGGACAGUCUUAGCCGAUCGCGAUUGGCUCAAGCGACUCUUCUUGAAGCAGAUGUCGGAAUUCAAAUUCGAGCACACGCAAGUAGUAGUCAGCAGUAGUGCAACUCGUUCCAACAUGGUUCUAGCGACCUUUGUUCUGAGCCGAGCAGAAAUCGAGAGACUCAGGAAGCGAGUCAUGGACCGAGUCGCCGCGACUCGGAAUCCCUUCCAUUGCUCAGCGUUCGUGCUAACGUGCGCGUACGUCUGGGUUUGCCUGGUGAAAGCGUCUGGGUUUGCCUGCGGGUGCUUCGCGGAGGCGAAGGGGAGAGAUUUGGCAAGCGGAGAUGGGAUAUUCAUAGCAGCGGAGGCGAUUGGGAGAGAAAUUCAGAGGUUAUUGGGUGGGGUUUUGGAAGGCGCGGAGACGUGGUUUCCCAGAAUGAAUUCUAUGAUGGGGCAGCGUGUCAUGACGGUUGCUGGGUCGCCGAAAUUUCGGGUAUAUGAUACGGAUUUCGGGUGGGGAAGACCCAAGAAGACUGAAGUGAUAUCCAUUGAGAAAACCGAUGCUAUGUAUAUUGGCGAUAGCAGAGAAGAUGAUGGCGGGAUUGAGAUUGGUUUGGUGUUGCCCGAUCCCGAAAUGCGUGUGUUUGCAUCUCUGUUUGAGACGGAUCUGAAAGCAGGAUAG